Pocillopora meandrina is the source of this 1051-nucleotide messenger RNA. The record is from the annotation of a GenBank genome assembly. NCBI's taxonomy places the organism in Eukaryota, Metazoa, Cnidaria, Anthozoa, Scleractinia, Pocilloporidae.
AUGUCGACACGCAAAGACCCAAACAAGCCCCGAGGGAAAAUGAGUGCCUACAAUAUUUUUGUCAAGGAAGAAACCGAGGCGAUGAAGAAAUUACAAAGCGAAGCUGCAGGCGACAGUUCUGAGACAAAAGAAGAUAAAGCAGUUCGGCAAGCGUUUAUACCGGCCUGUGCAGAAAAGUGGAAGAAGUUAACUGAGGAGGAGAAAAAACGUUUUGUGGAGGCCGCAGAGAAGGACAGGAUAAGGUAUAACAACGAAAUGGCUAAUUACACACCGCCGAGAUACGAAGGUAGUGAAAGGAAAACUCGAAAGCAGAAGAAGAUGAAGGAUCCAAAUCAACCCAAGAAGUGGAUGUAAGUCUAAACCUAAAUAAAAGUUGCUACUUUCAUGUCGACUUAGUACAAGCAUCCGUUCCAGCUGUUUCUCCAUAAGUAUGAAUUUACACUAUCCGGAAAACUGAAUCUGGUCAAGUUUAUAUGGUGAUAAAGCGCUGUGCUUUAUCAAGUUUAUCUGAGCUACGACUUGCAUGAUUCCUCACAUUUUAAAAAAAAAUUCGGAUUUGUACGCCACUGACGACUUUAGACCUUUGAGAAAAUGAAUGUAAGCAGAAAAUUUUUUUAGUACGACUCAAAUUUAACCAAAGCGCCAUUUUGGAUCAGUUUUAUGCAGAGUGGUUUAUUUUCUAGAUGAGUUUCAGUGAAAAGGUUCACGUAAUCCUGUUUCAUUUCUGAUAAGUUCAUUAUUACUCACAGUUCUCUUCUUCGAAACCCAUCUUAAGCUGACGCUUAAUUUAUUUUGUACUUCCCCUAGGUCUUCCUUCAUGUUUUUCUGCCAAGACAAACGCGCUGCGAUGAGAGAAGAAAAUCCAGAAAUGAGAGUUAGAGCUAAAAUGCUCGGUGAAAUGUGGGCCAAGAUGGAAGAAAAAGAGAAGGAAAAGUUUGAACAAAUGGCAAAGGAAGAUAGAGAGAGAUACGAAGAAGAGAUGAAAGCUUUUAGAAGGGGAGACUAUGUAGUUCCUAGUACAAGUCAGAUAGCAGUGGAAGCCGAGGAAUAA